This is a messenger RNA of Effrenium voratum, 1153 nucleotides long. Lineage: Eukaryota; Dinophyceae; Suessiales; Symbiodiniaceae. The record is from the annotation of a GenBank genome assembly.
AGCUACUUUCUCUCUGUGCUCACAGUGGAUAUUGUUCGCCAUGCCAAUGCUGGCGAAACUCAUGGCCGUGGUGGCCGCUGUUGCCGUCGCAGAUGAGGUGGACUCGGCCCUGCGCCGGGACGAUCAGUGCGGCUCGGGCGAGUGCGGCCUCAGCGCGGUGCAGCUCCGCGGGGUGAAGGGCGAGGAGCUGCUGGAGCUGGAGAAGGGCGCGAAGGAGGUGGAAGGUGAGGAGGCCCACGAGGGCUGGCUGAAGGACAUCACCACCAAGGAGAAGAACCACUUCAAGCACAUCUUGGCGCCGCUGCAGAAGCCCAUCGUGACCAACUACCAAUACCUGGUGGUCCUCGACUCGUAUGCGAACUACACCAUGGAGAAGAUCGAGAAUGCCACUGGCAGCGAGGUGGUGUGGAAUCGCAAGUCCCUGCUGCAGCAGGCUGAGGAGGAGAUGGAGCAGGAGGAGAUGGAGGACGCGUCCACCUAUGGCCGCCGCCGCCGCAGCGUCUCCGGCGCAGACUUGCCCCCCCGCGCUCGGUACAUCAACAAGAUCCUCAUCUAUCUCAACAAGGAGAUGGAUGCCGUGUGGAACUUGAACACGAUCGUGGACCGUAAGCGCUGGGGUGUGGGCAACACCAUCACCUCCUCUCCCUAUGGCCCUCAUGGCGAGCAUCCUGAGCGCUGGCGCGCAAACGGCACCUUCCCCCUGCCCCUUGCGGCGCCUGUCAGCCCUGUGCUCAACCUGACCAAUACCCUCACCAUGCGCAUCAAGCCUGAGGAGCACAAGUACGACAACAAGUACGCACAACAGCUGCAGGCUGACUACCAGUCCUUGAUCGACAACAUCAACGAUGCCAGUAAGAAGGGCAACGACCUGCGAUCCAGGCUCUUCAAGAUGGAUGUGUACGCGAACCAGUUCAUCGCUCUCCCCAGCGGGGUAUGGAACAAGAUCGAUGCCCAACGCUAGGCUGAUGAGCUUCCAGGGCCCUGCUAUGAAAGCGUUGAGGUUCCGCGGAGAAAGUAUGCCGCGCCAGGAACCCACCUGCGCCAGAGCUCUAGCUUCAGACUAGACAGUCGCUUUGACUGCCCCUUUGCAUUGAUUUCCGUAGGUCAGCAAUACAUUGCUGACGAUGAUGCGCUGAAUACCGUCCGUUUGCAA